AUGGAUUUCACUCCUCCGCCGAUUGAAGACGGUUACGCGGCGGAGAAGCUUUUCAACAGUGGUUUCUCUUACACAUACGACGACCUAAUCUUUCUCCCUCACUACAUCGACUUCGCCGCAGAUGCCGUCGACCUCUCCACCCGUCUCAGCCGAAAUAUCCCCCUUUCCACUCCCUUUGUCGCCUCUCCCAUGGAUACCGUUUCCGAAUCUUCCAUGGCUUCUGCUAUGGCCGCACUCGGAGGUAUCGCUAUUGUUCACCCGAACAACACUUCCUCACGUCAAGCUGCUUUAAUCCGUGCCGCGAAGUCACGCCGUGUGCCUAUCCUCUCCGAGCCUGUUUUCGUUUCUCCGUCUGAUGUUGUUGAGUCUGAUGAAGAUUUCGCUGCUUCGCCUUUCAUUUUAGUAACAGAAUCCGGUACUUCCACUGGAAAGUUUAUCGGUUUUGUCUCGAAGGCUAAUUGGUCGAAUCAAAACGACAAAAGCCUGAGAGUUUCUGACUAUAUGGAGCCUCCACCGUCUGCUGUUCCAUGGAGCUCCGACCUUGCGAAAAUCGAAGAGGAGUUGGAGAAGAAAAAGGGAAAUAUUGUUGCUUUGGUGAAAGGUGAAGAAGUGGUGGAUUUGGUGACAAAAGAGGAGGUUGAGAGGGUGAGAGGCUAUCCGAGAUUGGUCUCCGGAGGGUCAGUUGGGGCUGAUGGAGAGUGGAUGGUAGGGGCAGCGAUUGGGACGAGGGAGCAAGAUAAAGAGAGGUUAGAGCAUUUGGUGAAAGCUGGAAUAAAUGCUUUGGUGUUGGAUAGUUCUCAAGGGAACUCUAUUUAUCAAUUGGAGAUGAUUAAGUAUGUGAAGAAGGUGUAUCCUGAAUUGGAUGUUAUUGGUGGGAAUGUGGUGACUAUGUAUCAAGCUGAGAAUUUAAUUCAAGCUGGUGUGGAUGGGUUGAGGGUUGGUAUGGGGUCUGGUUCAAUUUGUACAACUCAAGAAGUUUGUGCUGUUGGGCGUGGUCAGGGAACUGCAGUUUACAAGGUCUCAUCCAUUGCUUAUAAAAGUGGAGUUCCUGUAAUUGCGGAUGGCGGCAUCUCAAACUCUGGUCAUAUUGUAAAGGCUUUAUCAUUGGGAGCAUCCACUGUUAUGAUGGGAAGCUUCUUAGCUGGUAGUCUUGAGGCUCCGGGAGCUUAUGUAUAUCAGAACGGCCAACGUGUCAAGAAGUAUAGAGGAAUGGGUUCCCUUGAAGCUAUGACUCAAGGCAGUGAUCAAAGGUACCUCGGUGAUACAGCAAAGCUUAAAAUUGCCCAGGGGGUUGUUGGAGCUGUUAAAGAUAAGGGUUCCGUGUUAAAGUUCAUUCCAUACACUGCACAAGCAGUAAGGCAAGGGUUUCAGGAUAUUGGUGCCAACUCUCUUCAGUCUGCACAUGACCUUCUAAGAUCCAGGGUGUUAAGGCUAGAGGUUCGUACCGGAGCAGCACAGGUUGAAGGAGGAAUUCAUGGGCUGGCUUCUUAUGAAAAGAAAUACUUUUGA
Lathyrus sativus (Indian pea) is the source of this 1509-nucleotide messenger RNA. The record is from the annotation of a GenBank genome assembly. Lineage: Eukaryota; Viridiplantae; Streptophyta; Magnoliopsida; Fabales; Fabaceae.